This is a messenger RNA of Diaporthe citri, 1047 nucleotides long. RefSeq lists its product as uncharacterized. Lineage: Eukaryota; Fungi; Ascomycota; Sordariomycetes; Diaporthales; Diaporthaceae. Bases 1 to 1047 code for a protein of 348 amino acids. The record is from RefSeq and is a predicted model, not a curated record. The transcript has 2 exons.
AUGACUAGGUAUACUCCUCCCCAGACCUCCGCCGUGCCCGGCCCGUCCUCGAUCUUCAUGCCUCCCACCUCCUCGACCUCGAGCGCGGGCCCAGCGCGGCGGCCAACGGCGACAACAGCCGAGCCCACCCCUCUACCAAAUCGCCCACCGGCGGGCGAAGAGCAACAACAGCACGGCCAGGCGGACUCAGGCCGCAGGGAUGAUCACGAUGACGACCACACCUUCCCCCUCCCCAAGCUCCGCCUGCACAUCCAGGACGCGACGCACCCGGGCGCAUCGCGCUUCCUCGCCGCCGUGGACGCCUCGGCCCUCCUGUCGCGCAGCGUCCAGACCGUCCUGCGGCUGCUGUACGUCUCGCCUCAUCACCACAAGGCCCAUGACGACGAUGCCGACGAGAACGACACAGCCGCUACCCCAGAACAACUGCAACGCCCAGCCACGACCACAACCCACCGACGACCGGCAAGGCCGCACUACACCCCACCCCCGACGCGGUCCGUGACGCUCAUACUCGAGGACAUGCCGGGCGUGGCGUAUACCAAGGGCACGGACCUCGACGGCGACCACAAGGAGAUCCACCUGUCACUGGGCUACGUCAAGGGCAUCCGGAGGGCGCCGGCAGGUCCUACUACUGCCAUUACCGGCGGCCACGGCGGAGACGUCGCGGGCGCCUACGAGAUCGAGGGUGUCCUGGUCCACGAGCUGGUCCACUGCUACCAGUACAACGGGCGUGGUGAGUGCCCGGGCGGGCUGGUCGAGGGCGUCGCGGACUGGGUGCGGCUCGAGGCGAGGCUGGGUGCGCCGCACUGGAGCAAGGACACGGUGCCGGAUAGGUGGGACCAGGGCUAUGAGCGGACUGCGUAUUUCCUGGCUUGGCUUGAGGGCAAGUUCGGGAAGGGCACCGUGAGGAGGAUGAACGAGGCCUUGAGGGUGCGCGAGUACAAGCAGCCCGAGUUCUGGGCCGGCUUGUUCGGCCACGAUGUCGAUGCUCUGUGGAAGGAAUAUCUUCGGACGCUGAAGAAGGACGACGAUGACGGCCAGGGCUAG